Molecule: messenger RNA, 639 nt
Organism: Scylla paramamosain (green mud crab)
Lineage: Eukaryota; Metazoa; Arthropoda; Malacostraca; Decapoda; Portunidae
Product: keratin-associated protein 5-3-like
Exons: 1
Coding region: 1-639 (212 amino acids)
Source: RefSeq, a predicted model, not a curated record
AUGUUAUGUGUAAAUGGUGAGAAAUGUGUCUUCUUCUCCGGUGUGUGGGAUGUGCCCCGGUGUGUGGGGUGUGCCCCGGUGUGUGGGGUGUGCCCCGGUGUGUGGGGUGUGCCCCGGUGUGUGGGAUGUGCCCCGGUGUGUGGGGUGUGCCCCGGUGUGUGGGAUGUGCCCCGGUGUGUGGGGUGUGCCCCGGUGUGUGGGAUGUGCCCCGGUGUGUGGGGUGUGCCCCGGUGUGUGGGAUGUGCCCCGGUGUGUGGGGUGUGCCCCGGUGUGUGGGGUGUGCCCCGGUGUGUGGGAUGUGCCCCGGUGUGUGGGGUGUGCCCCGGUGUGUGGGGUGUGCCUCGAUGUGUGGGGUGUGCCCCGGUGUGUGGGGUGUGCCCCGGUGUGUGGGGUGUGCCCCGGUGUUUGGGGUGUGCCCCGGUGUGUGGGAUGUGCCCCGGUGUGUGGGGUGUGCCCCGGUGUGUGGGGUGUGCCCCGGUGUUUGGGGUGUGCCCCGUUGUGUGGGAUGUGCCCCGGUGUGUGGGAUGUGCCCCGGUGUAUGGGAUGUGUCCCAGUGUGUGGGAUGUGCCCCGGUGUGUGGGAUGUGCCUCGAUGUGUGGGAUGUGGCCCGGUUUGUGGGAUGAUCUCCUUUACCGUUAA